AUGAUAACUCCACAAAGCGAGCGAGAUUUUGCUAUGUUAAUCGAAAAGGCAAAGAUCGCCGAGGAUGUGAAGCGCGCUGAGCGCCAGAAUCUUGAAAAGGAUAAGGGUAGAAACAAGAGGGUUUGGGAGCCCUCAAGUUCAGCUAUAGGGCCUAAGAAAAAGGCCAGGUUUAAUGGGCCAGUCAAAGUUGGGCCCCCUAUUGCUACUUUCGGGUCGCAACCUUCUGACUUGAUGGAACUUUCUUUUGAGGAAUUCGACAUAAUAUUGGGCAUGGACUGGCUGGUUAAGCAUCAGGCAAAUUUGGAUUGUGCUACAAAGCUACUGAGAACUAAAAAGGGUGAUGAGGUAAUUGUGAUUGGAGAACGUCGAAAUUAUCUGUCAAAUGUGAUUUCUGCACUUAGGGCUGAGAAGUUGGUGCUUAAGGGUUGUGAGGAGUAUUUAACCUACGUCAGUGCUUCGAGUUCUGAGAUUUCGUCUGUGAAAGAUAUCAGAAUAGUUAAGGAUUUUUCCAAUGUUUUUCACGAUGAGUUACCGGAGUUACCUCCUAACUAUGAAGUUGAGUUUGGGAUAGAGAUCUUUCCUGGUACAGCUCCGAUGUCUAUUGCCCUUUAUAAAAUGGCACCAAAGGAGCUUGAGGAGCUUAAAGCGCAGAUUCAAGAGUUACUGGAUCGAGGGUUCAUCCGCCCUAGUGUGUCCCUAUGGAGAGCACCGGUUUUAUUAGUGAAGAAACAGGAUGAAACCAUGCGGAUAGCUGAGGAGGAACAUGAUGCACAUCUUCAUGUUGUUCUACAGAUUUUGAGGGAGAAGCAGUUGUAUGUCAAAUUCAAGAAGUUCGAUGCACUGAGCCGUUGGACUGUUACUGAUUUGAGGGCGAUGUUUGCUCGUCUCAAUUUAUUAGACGAUGGUAGUUUACUGGCUAAACUUCAAGUUAAACCGAGGUGGAUUGAACAGAUUAAAGGUAAGCAGUUGGAGGAUGAGUCAUUAGGUUCUCAUUUUCGACAGAUUGAAAAUGGGAAAACUUUAGAUUUUGGGCUGAAUAGCGAAGGGGUACUUUAUUUCUAUGGGAGAGCUGUGCAUCAAAAGAUGCUGAUUUUAGGUAGUCUAUACUACAAGAAGCACAUAGUGGUCCUUGUUCUAUGCAUCCUGGUUAAGGUGGAUCAUCAGUUUCCUUCAGGGUUGCUUCAGCCAGUUGAGAUUCCGCUUUGGAAGUGGGAAAGAUUGCCUCUAGAGUUGGACCAAAUUCAUGACGUAUUCCACGUCUCUAUGUUGAGACGAUAUCACUCUGAUCUUACGCACAUCGUUUCGAUUGAGGAGAUUGAGGUUAGACCAGAUCUGGCCUUUGAGAAAAAAAUGGUCCAGAUCUUCGAUCGAGAUGUGAAAGUUCUGAGAAGAAAUUCGGUUCCACUAGUUAAGGUGCUAUGGCGUAAUCACACUUUUGAAGAAGCCACGUGGGAACCUGAGGAGGCGAUGCGACAAUAA
Molecule: messenger RNA, 1479 nt
Organism: Gossypium arboreum
Lineage: Eukaryota; Viridiplantae; Streptophyta; Magnoliopsida; Malvales; Malvaceae
Exons: 6
Coding region: 1-1479 (492 amino acids)
Source: RefSeq, a predicted model, not a curated record